Molecule: messenger RNA, 1542 nt
Organism: Ipomoea nil (Japanese morning glory)
Lineage: Eukaryota; Viridiplantae; Streptophyta; Magnoliopsida; Solanales; Convolvulaceae
Product: 30S ribosomal protein S1, chloroplastic
Exons: 7
Coding region: 111-1415 (434 amino acids)
Biological process (GO): translation
Cellular component (GO): chloroplast stroma
Molecular function (GO): mRNA binding; structural constituent of ribosome
Source: RefSeq, a predicted model, not a curated record
CUCCAAUUCAUAACUCUUCCUCCACCACCACAUCUUAUCUAACGAAAAAUUAUCUUCCUCCUCAGUCCUCACCCACCCGAAGAUACAGAGGAAGAAGAAAGUGAACUCAAAUGGCGUCAUUCGCUCAGCAACUCGGUGUGAUAAAAUGCCCGCCAAUCCCGACCACAAGAAUUGGUGUCUCCUCUAAGAAGAUUAUUCAAAGCUAUUCUUACAAAAAGCAGCUGAGAGUAGUCUGCCAAGCAGCGGCCGUGGUAGGCAAUGCGCAGACAAGAGAGAGACAGAAGCUUAAAGAGAUGUUUGAAGAAGCAUACGAGCGGUGCCGCACUGCACCCAUGGAAGGUGUCGCUUUCACUCUAGAAGACUUCCACGAUGCUCUCGAUAAGUACGAUUUCGAUUCCGAAAUCGGUACCAAGGUAAAAGGUACAGUGUUUAGUAUAGAUGCAUAUGGAGCUCUAGUUGACAUCACUGCCAAAUCAUCGGCAUUCUUGCCACUUAGAGAGGCAUCUAUUCACAAUAUCAAGAAUGUAGAAGAGGCUGGCAUAGUUCCUGGUUUACGAGAGGAAUUUGUAGUUAUUGGUGAAAAUGAAGCUGAUGAUAGUUUGAUCUUGAGUUUGCGUUCCAUCCAAUAUGACCUUGCCUGGGAACGAUGCAGGCAGCUUCAAGCUGAAGAUGUUGUUGUCAAAGGGAAGGUAAUUGGUGCUAAUAAAGGUGGAGUUGUGGCAUUGGUUGAGGGCGGCCUGCGUGGAUUUGUUCCAUUCUCACAGAUCUCAACUAAAUCAACUGCAGAGGAGCUUUUGGGUAAGGAGCUUCCUCUCAAGUUUGUGGAGGUUGAUGAAGAGCAGUCUAGACUUGUCCUCAGUAACCGCAAGGCCAUGGCUGAUAGUCAGGCACAGUUGGGAAUUGGAUCAGUUGUACUGGGAACUGUUCAGAGUUUGAAGCCAUAUGGUGCUUUCAUUGAUAUAGGAGGGAUUAAUGGUCUCCUCCAUGUUAGCCAGAUCAGUCAUGAUCGGGUCUCAGAUAUUGAAACGGUCCUUCAGCCGGGUGACACCUUAAAGGUCAUGAUCUUGAGCCAUGACCGUGAGAGGGGCCGUGUGAGUCUUUCUACAAAGAAGCUGGAACCUACACCUGGUGACAUGAUUCGCAAUCCUACACUUGUGUUUGAGAAAGCUGAGGAGAUGGCACAAACAUUCAGGCAAAGAAUUGCUCAAGCUGAAGCAAUGGCUCGUGCAGAUAUGCUGAGAUUCCAACCCGAGAGUGGAUUGACUCUGAGCUCUGAUGGGAUUUUAGGCCCACUGAGCUCUGACUUGCCGGCAGAGGGAUUGGAUUUGAGCGAAAUUCCGCAGGCGGAAGAUUCAUUUGAUAUAAGCGAAAUUCCUCCCGCCGAAGAUUCAAUCGAUUCAAUCGACGAUUUAUAAAUUGUUUUUGCAGAAAUCUUGUGGCAGGUAACCUAUGUAAAACUUUGGAUAACCCUGCGUGAUAUAGUGAAAAUAUUGUUCAAAUUUGUAUAAUUAUCUAUCUUAAUCUGGAUCUUUCAUUCUUUCC